GCGCAUCGUAGACGAGAUCAUGCGUGAGCUGGCUGCGAGCGAGAGCCCCGUGGCGGUGGUGGAGGCGGCUGAACUGACGGCCCUUAUCUCCGCCUGCUACGCCAGCGCCGCCCACGACAAGAGGGACCGCCCGCCGCCCGCCGAUAACUUCCCUCACAUCAUUUAUCCAGGAACCAAGUGGUGCGGCACAGGCAACGUGGCAGAGGGGCUUGACGACCUCGGAACGCUGAAGGAGGUGGACGCUUGCUGCCGCGACCAUGACCUCUGCCCCGAUGACCUCGAGCCGGGCCAAAAGCGACACAACAUCACCAAUGAGUCUCCGUUUACCAUGAGUCACUGUGAUUGCAACGACAACUUCCGCAAAUGCCUCCACGACGUCGGCAGCGGGGAGGCAGACGAGGUCGGGUCCGCCUACUUCUCGACGGGUCUCUUCCAGUGCUACCGCCUCGCGAAGCCGACGGCGGGGUGCAAGCAGUGGGCCGGAUUGCUAACCCAAGCUUGUCAGGAAUAUAACUUCAACGAGGACGGAGAACCACGCUGGCAGGUGUUCGACAUGAAAUCAUUCUAAUUAACAAGCAAAAUCCACCACGCAGGUGAUCCCGACCGACACUUUGGAUCUGAGAACAUUUCACUGUGGUACACUACGCGAGAUUCCCCGGCAAAGAAAAUGAAGGUGUUAGGGCUUUACAGAAAAUGGAAUUUAGUAGGAGGAAAGAGAAACAAUAAUGUGUGUGUGUGUGUGUGUGUGUGUGUGUGUGUGUGUGUGUGUGUGUGUGUGUGUGUGUGUGUGUGUGUGUGUGUGUGAGAGAG
This is a messenger RNA of Penaeus chinensis, 810 nucleotides long. Its product is annotated as phospholipase A2-like. Gene Ontology annotation, biological process: phospholipid metabolic process; arachidonate secretion. The record is from RefSeq and is a predicted model, not a curated record. Lineage: Eukaryota; Metazoa; Arthropoda; Malacostraca; Decapoda; Penaeidae.